CCAGACGCAACAUCGUCGAAUCCACUGCAAGUUGGCGUGUGCUGAGGCCGCUAUCGCAUCACUCGUUAUCCGCUGUCCUUCCUUUACAUCUGCCUCUAUCACUGCCUCUGCAUCAGUCGCAAUCGAUCUGCGACUCUGAUCACGGCCUCGCCUGUGAUGGUUUUGUGGCUGUGAAGUUUCAUCAUGGCGCAACCGUCAACCCCCGGCCCAGCAUCCUCUUCUGUUAGCAUCUUUGGCCAAACCCUGGCACCCCAUGCUGGUGGGACGCAGCAAUCCGGUAUUGUCAGCCAAACCUCAUCAGACGCCAUGAGUGCCAUUGAGACGCCAGCUUCGGCUUCUUCCUCCAACAAUACCUACAUCAUGCCAAACUCUCCUAUCAAGGCUCGCCCCGUGGCCGAUGGUUAUCGCCCCAAAGUUACACGCACCCUAGGACAGAGGCCCGCGUGCCUCGUCAAUGCGUCCGUGACCUAUUGCGGGAACAACCAAAUCUAUGCUUUCGGUGGCUUUGACCAGUACACUGACGAAGUAUACAAUCAUGUCUUGCGAUUGGAUUUGGCAAGCCAUCAAUGGAGUUUGGUGGACAACUACGGGGAUAUUCCCGGAGUGCGCAUGGGCCACACGGCGACUCUAUACAAAGGCGACAAACUACUCGUAUUCGGUGGUGAGAACGAACAUCGAACCUACCUAUCCGAUCUCAUUAUAUUCGACUUGAAAACAGCACAUUGGACGCAGCCUAUGGUAUCCGGCCCGAUACCCAAAGGCAGGGCAAGACACGCUGCAGUGCUGCACGAAGAUAAAUUGUUCAUUAUUGGUGGCAUCACUGGUCAGAACAACUAUGUGUUGGACGACAUCUGCUAUCUCGACCUCAAGACGUUUACAUGGUCCAAAGCAUGGCGCUUUGUCGGCCGUUUUGAUCACUCUGCUUAUAUCUGGGGCGAUCGCGUCUGGGUCUUUGGUGGCCUCAGUGAAGAUAUGGACAAGAUCAGUGACUUAUGGUGGCUUGACCUCAAGGGAAGCCCAGAAUUCGAUUCCCGACCCCAUUUCGGCGUCUUGGAUCGCCAUUCUGCCGCUCACAGAACUAGCAGUUCGCCAAGGCCGCCUUAUACCAUGGCGUCUAAUCCGGUUGUUGGCGCCUCGGGUUAUGCUGCGAAUUCUCGGACGGCCCAAGUAAACCCUCCAUCAUUUCAAGUAAAGUCCUAUGCGCCAAUGGCACCCGGAACUAUAUCUGCCCUCAAGUUCGUUUCUGGUCCGACUGUACCAUCCCAAGGCUCCGGCAUCCAUUUCCACACCUACUCCUCCGGGACGUUGCUCGAUUUUGUAACCCCCGCGGCGACCAUUACUCAUAGAGAAUGCUCUUUGUCCGCCCUGGAUCUUAGUACCCUGAGGUGGCAGAAACUCGCUGACGGCCGCGAAAUCUUCAAAACGGGAUAUAGAUGGCACUACUGUACUAUGAACGAAGAUGGAACCAAGGCGUGGCUCCUGGGCUGUCCGGUUGAUCCUGCGGCCACUGAUCUAGGGCCAAAUGGCUAUGAAGAGUAUCUCAGCGACAUCAUGGAGGUCGAUCUUCGGCGAUAUGGCUUCCUUGGGAACAACCUCGCACCCGAAAGCUUGGCCCAGUCCAGGCCGUCCUUUACCACCAGGUUAUCCGACCAACCUUCCAAGGGCCUCGGCGCGGAUCUUGCCAAACUAUUUAAUCAACCUCCCGAGUCUGGAAGUGGCACCGACUUUAUCAUCACAGCUCUUGCCGAUGACGCUGACAGCGAUGAAACGCUCAGCUCUGGGCUGAUUCGAGCCGAUGAUGCGAACAGAGAUCAGGGCUGGCUCUCUGCCGACGUGCCGACGUCUAUGCCGAUUCAUGUCCACAAGCUUAUUCUGCAAGCGCGCUGGCCGCACUUUGCGCGCUUGUACAACGCUCAAAUGGCAGAGUUUCACACCAAGAAGAUGCACAUCCCUGAGCCAUACUCGGUUGUCAAGGCGUUCCUCUUGUACCUCUACACCGACAACAUCCACGGCACGACAGAGACGGACAGUGACGCCACUACGGACCUCUCCGACGUGGCCGGCCUCUUGGUCAUGUCCAACAUCUACAACAUCCCGCACCUUCGCCUACUGUGCGUAAAUCGCCUGGCCAAGGAGCUCGAUGUCGAGCACGCCUGCGUCAUCUGGUACUGCUCGGGACUAGCGAGCGAGGAAUGGCUUCGCAAAAGAGCGGCAACGUUCUGCAUGACGCAUUGGGGUCGUAUUGUCCGCACACAGGGCUUCCUCCGCCUCCCCCGCAACGCUCUGGUCGAGCUGUCACAGGAGAUCGACAUGGAGGGCCGAGUGGUCGCGGGCGACGACCUUGAGUGGGGGAGCGUAUCGGGCCGGUAUAGCGACGGCACUGGUCAUGGCACCCGCAAGGAGAGCAUCAGCAGCAGUAGCCAGAUGCAGAUCGUCGAAUCCGAGGUCGAUGACGAUGACGAAGACGUGGAGAUAUCGUAAACAUGAAUGGUGCAUACAGUAAUCUAGACGGCAUCUGUCGCGCAGCGCGCGUAUGUCGGUUUGGGUUACCUUGUUUCCAGGCCAUGAUCACCAUGAGCCUCUGAGACGAAGGCUGAAGCGUAUUCAGUGAGACCAUAUGAGCUUUGCUUGGUUGCUCAUUAGGCAUUACGCAUGAGGAUAUGAGUGUUUUAUUUUCUCUCCUGUUUUAUGUACAUGCGGGUUUUCUUUUUCCCUUUUCCUUUUCCUUUCCUUUUCCUUUCCUUUCCUUGUUCGAGCAUUUCAGGGAGUUGGUUGCUUCACUUGUCUUGACGGUAUGCUUGUGAUGAAGUCAUGAAGCGUACUAGGUAGCCAGCUAUUCGAUCGAUAUCUAUAGACCAUGAUAUACUCUUGCUUCCCCCCCCCCCCCCCCCCCCUUGUCGUGCUUCCGCCUUCCUCUAAUUAUCCGUGACACACCGGAGGAUUACAAGCGCCAUCCCACGCGGCUCACCCAAGCAGCCAGCCUCACUUGCAUGGAAGCGAAGUCGCACGUAUAUGAAACAACCUUGACAGGAACCUUUGCCCAUCUGCCUCAAUACGGAAAGGAUGUGCCCUCGUUCCGACAGGGACAGCAGCCAACCUUAUCUCAAACACAAUGCGUGGCACACAAGGAUAUACCCGGACAGGCACGAGACAGCACAAGCAUGGCAGACAAAAAAAGCUGAACAUUAAUCUAUGUAACAGACCUUUUUCCUCUCACACUUUGAAAAAUAAAAGCAAAAGAGCAAAAGAUUAGCUCCCCCUUUUCCCUUAGAUUCUCUCUAUGACCGUCCCUGUUUAAGAAAGCAAAAAGAAAUAGAAAACGAGUAAAUGAUCAAGUAACAAAACGCAACUUUUUAUGUAUCUCCCAUUUCCCUUUUUUGUUUUGUUCCACCACCCAAGAAUUUUCUCCAAAGCCCUUCCCAAGAAAACCCACAACAGAUUGCCAUUCCCACUUAUCCAUGGCAGGGUAAUGAGUGAGGAGAGCAGUGUGUAAAAAAGCAAAGCAAUCCAGCCGUGUAAAACAUAAGAGGGUAGUAAUGGGAAAAGAAACCGAAAAUCAACAACCAUCAAAUAACCAUACCGAGUAAAAGCAGUAAGAAAAAAAAACACCCAAUUUUGCGUCCAAUGCAUUACCGAUUCUCCAAGAAACACAGCAUAAAGGACAAGAAACCCCCAAUCAUACAAAUUCAUAAAAGCAUUCUUCCAAUUUUUUUUCUUCUUUUUCUUCUUCCCUUUUUCCCUUUGCCAUUUUAGGCCAUAGCAUCUUUCCCCAUGCAUCCUCUUUUUGAACGAGCUUUUUUUUCCUUUUGUUUGUAGGGAGCAGAAGGUUUUGUUCGCUGUGCCAAUCGGCUGUCUAUAGAAAGCGUACUGCAAUAGAAACAACGCCAUGAAUAAUUGAGUCGAAAAAAGGAGCCUCAGUACUAUUCGAUGAUCAUGAUAAGGUCCUUCCAGUUCUGGAUGUAUGGCCCGAGGAAAACGUGCACCAUCACCGAUAGUAUUUCGCAACCGUCCGAUGAUAGGCAAGAUCUGCUCGGUGAUGCGCGUAAGGUGAGGGGUUGGUGAGCGCGCCAUCCAUGUGGGAACCUCAAUUAGGAGGAGAGGCGAUCAUCUAUGAAACUGCCAGCCUUGAACCCAUGCUUCUCAGGGAACCAGCCCGGGGAAAAACGCCGUCGCCAUAUGCCAUAAAAAUGUCAAGGCAGAAGAGGAGUGCAUAUACAUGUGGCUGAGCGCAGAGCACAAGCGGACAGCACAAGGCAUGGAGAGCGCGAUGAUCAUAGCCAGGGGGAGGGCACCCCCACAAGGAUCAACACGACGCCGGAAUCGAGCUAUAACUGGUGAGUUCGUAACGUCUCUCGUGACUCCAACAGAU
Trichoderma virens Gv29-8 is the source of this 4369-nucleotide messenger RNA. RefSeq lists its product as uncharacterized. Bases 184 to 2481 code for a protein of 765 amino acids. The record is from RefSeq and is a predicted model, not a curated record. The transcript has 3 exons. Lineage: Eukaryota; Fungi; Ascomycota; Sordariomycetes; Hypocreales; Hypocreaceae. Gene Ontology annotation, molecular function: protein binding.